This is a messenger RNA of Staurois parvus, 1308 nucleotides long. NCBI's taxonomy places the organism in Eukaryota, Metazoa, Chordata, Amphibia, Anura, Ranidae. The record is from the annotation of a GenBank genome assembly.
AUGCCUUCGGAUUCACAAGGUUACAGACGGUGUCCUGCUUUAUGUUUUGCAGGUUUGGUGACGGCGCUGCAGGUGAUCAUAGACAAGGAGAACAUACAGGUGGCCGGGGGGGGUCAGUCUGCGGGACUCUUAUGCACUUUCACCACCAGUGCGGCGCUAACGAACCUCAACAUCAUCUGGACUGUAACACCGCUGUCCAAUGCCAACCAGCCUGAACAGAUCAUCAUCUACCAGGGCGGGCAGGUUUUCACCACCGCAGCGCAGUUCCAGGGCCGAGUCGGGUUUAUGCAGACCAUGCCGAACACCAACGCCUCCAUAUAUAUAAACAACACCCAGCUGUCAGAUACGGGGACCUACCAAUGUAUGGUCAACAACUUCCCCGACCGGGCGCUACGUAACAUUGGCGUGGUGGGAUUUACCGUUUUAGUGCCUCCCUCAGAUCCCAUUUGCAACAUUCAGGGCUCCCUGGACAUUGGAAGUGACAUUACUCUAUCAUGUAGCUCGGAGGAGGGAAUUCCAAGACCCACCUACCUUUGGGAGAAGGUUGAAGGUCCUCUUCUCCCGGCCUCUAUAACACAAGACCAGUUUCAAGGAACCGUCCUCCUGAAGAACAUCAGCACUGCAACCUCAGGAAGAUAUCAGUGUGUCUCAUCCAAUCUUAUGGGAACCAGAACCUGCCUUCUAGACCUGCAAGUCGUGGCACCUCAGCACAAGAGUGUGGGCCUCAUUGCUGGAGCCAUUGCUGGAGGAAUCCUGGUGCUGGUUAUCUGCAUUGUGGUGGUAGCUGUGGGUCUGGUCUACUGGAGGAAUAAACACAAAGAGGAAGAAGAUGAAAUCCCCAAUGAAAUAAGAGAAGAUGACCUUCCUCCCAAGUGCACGCCGUCUACCAAAGUCUUUCACCCAGAUGCCUCUUCCUCUGAGCAUGACACGCUAACGUCAGCCACCAACACCAAUACCUACAACGGUCACUACUGGAGCAACUCCAAGUCCAACUACACCGCUGGCUCAUACGUCACCUACAACUGCAAUGGGUGCCCCGCCACUCCACUUCUCGCUCUGUCACAGGUCACCCCGAGGCCAAUGUACGCAAACGGUGGACAGCCCUCUUCAGGUCCCCCAAAGACAUUGAUAGUCACAGCUAACACAGCCCCUUCUCCUAAGACUGGUGCUAGGAGCAAUGGCACAGUCGGCAGAAAGGCGAAACCUCCUCAAACUAGGUCUUACGCCGUCAGCCAGGCCACAUUGGAGAGAAUAGGUGCCGUCCCGGUAAUGAUUCCGGCACAGAGCAGAGCUGGGUCGCUAGUAUAG